AUGGAGCGCACGCCGCCCGACGGGCCGCUGAACGCGUCGGGGGCGCUGGCGGGCGAGGCGGCGGCUGCAGGCGGGGCGCGCGGCUUCUCCGCCGCCUGGACCGCGGUGCUGGCAGCGCUCAUGGCGCUGCUUAUCGUGGCCACGGUGCUCGGCAACGCGCUGGUCAUGCUCGCUUUCGUGGCCGACUCGAGCCUCCGCACCCAGAACAACUUCUUUCUGCUCAACCUCGCCAUCUCCGACUUCCUCGUGGGGGCCUUCUGCAUCCCACUCUAUGUGCCCUACGUGCUGACUGGCCGCUGGCCCUUUAGCCGGGGUCUCUGCAAACUGUGGCUGGUGGUGGACUAUCUGCUCUGCACGUCCUCUGUCUUCAACAUCGUGCUCAUCAGCUACGACCGCUUCCUGUCGGUCACCCGCGCUGUGUCCUACCGGGCCCAGCAGGGCGACACACGGCAGGCGGUGCAGAAGAUGGUGCUGGUGUGGGUCCUGGCCUUCCUGCUGUACGGGCCUGCCAUCCUGAGCUGGGAGUACCUGUCGGGGGGCAGCUCCAUCCCAGAGGGCCACUGCUAUGCCGAGUUCUUCUACAACUGGUACUUCCUCAUCACGGCCUCCACACUCGAGUUCUUCACGCCCUUCCUCAGCGUCACUUUCUUCAACCUGAGCAUCUACCUGAACAUCCAGAGGCGCACCCGCGUCCGGCUGGAUGGGGUGCGGGACCCCGAGCCUGCACCUGAUGCCCAGUCCUCGCCCCCAGCGGCUGCGCCCGGCUGCUGGGGCUGCUGGCACAAGGGGCGAGGGGAGGCCAUGCCGCUGCAUAGGUACGGGGUCGGGGUGGGCGAGGCAGUCCCUGGCACUGAGGCCGGGGAGGUGGCCCUCGGGGGCGGCAGCGGUGGGGGCGCCGUGGCCUCGCCCACCUCCAGCUCCGGCAGCUCCUCCCGGGGCACAGAGCGGCCGCGCUCGCUCAAGCGGGGCUCCAAGCCCUCGGCGUCCUCUGCAUCCCUGGAGAAGCGCAUGAAGAUGGUGUCCCAGAGCAUCACCCAGCGCUUCCGGCUGUCGCGGGACAAGAAGGUGGCCAAGUCGCUGGCCGUCAUCGUGAGCAUCUUCGGGCUCUGCUGGGCCCCCUACACACUCCUGAUGAUUAUCCGGGCCGCCUGCCAUGGCCACUGCGUCCCUGACUACUGGUAUGAGACAUCCUUCUGGCUGCUGUGGGCCAACUCCGCUGUCAACCCUGUCCUCUACCCCCUGUGCCACUACAGUUUCCGACGAGCCUUCACUAAGCUGCUCUGCCCCCAGAAGCUUAAGGUGCAGCCCCAUAGCUCCCUGGAGCGCUGCUGGAAGUGAGCGGGCUUCCCGGGCACCUGGGAGGCCGGGACAGGGCCCUCCCACUG
This is a messenger RNA of Enhydra lutris kenyoni (northern sea otter), 1385 nucleotides long. RefSeq names its product histamine receptor H3. Gene Ontology annotation, cellular component: membrane. The coding region runs from base 1 to 1338 and encodes 445 amino acids. Lineage: Eukaryota; Metazoa; Chordata; Mammalia; Carnivora; Mustelidae. Gene Ontology annotation, molecular function: histamine receptor activity. The record is from RefSeq and is a predicted model, not a curated record. The transcript is spliced from 3 exons. Gene Ontology annotation, biological process: adenylate cyclase-activating adrenergic receptor signaling pathway.